AUGGCUGAGCUGCUGCACGACAAGUCUAACGUCCCAAUCUCUCACAUACUGAUCACUAGCCGACCUCUUCCCCAGCUUGUCGCUGUCUCGCAAAGUGCUCAUAUCAGGGUAGACGUCUCCUCCGUUUCAAUUGAUGGUUUUGACGCCACGAAUGACAUCAAAACCUACCUCGAACACUCCUUCAAUGCACUUUACCUUUCCAGGCGAAUGGACCUUAUCAUCCGAAGACCCUGGCCGACUGAAGACGUCUUGACUUCCUUAUCACGUCGAGUUCAGGGCCGUUUUAUUGUUGCAGCAACUAUUGUUCGGCUGGUUGCGCUGGCGGAACAUCCGGCCGAUUGUCUCGAUCUCGUUGCGAACUUGUACGACGGACGAGUAAACACCAUAGACAUCGAUCUCCGCAAUAUCGACUCGCUUUACCAUUAUAUCAUCUCUCAAGCUCAUGAUGGCAGUGACCUUGAGCGACGAACCGGAGCUAUGUUGCUGUCAGACAUCAUUGCCUUGGCGAGGCCUUUGUCAGUGAUGGACAUCUGCGCAUUGUUUGGCGUCAAUGUCCUGAGAGGUACUGAGCCUCUCCUAGCCAUUAUAUGCGUACCAGAGGGGGGACCUGUUCAAAUAUAUCAUACCUCUCUCAGGGACUACUUGCGGGACGAGUCUAGGUCUCAGGAGCUCCAUGUCCAUCCUUCAAGUUCGCAUUCACGCUUAGCACAGUCAUGUUUCCGGAAAUUAAGGGGCAUGUUGCGUCCGCGACGGACAGACCGCGACCUUGAGCAACAUAUUCGCGAAGAAACCGAUACAGGCAACUUCCGAUACGCGUUGACUCACUGGUCGUUUCACCUUCGGCACUCUGAUCAAAGCGCCGAAAUUAAAGCUUUCCUUUUUGACUUCUUGAGCAAUUAUGGGGAACUGUUUGUACAGAGAAGCCAGACCAUGGGACGUUCUAUACAUGCUAAGACGUCUCUCAUUGAGGCCAUGUUUGUAGUGGAGAAGAAAUGGGCGCCCUUUGAUCGUCAGGACGAGGUUCUCGCACUGCUGAGACGCUUAUACGAAGGCAGUGAUUGGCUUACCAACGGCAGGCGGGUCGUAGAGUAUGGAAGGCAUGGCCAGUCGAACAGGUCACAGCGACGUAUUCUUUGGUAUCAACAGGGUGACCUUAUAAGACGCUCUACUAGCUCGAACACGGGGUGGACUCUCCCUCCUAGUCCAGAGCCAUAA
This is a messenger RNA of Coniophora puteana RWD-64-598 SS2, 1215 nucleotides long. RefSeq lists its product as uncharacterized. The coding region runs from base 1 to 1215 and encodes 404 amino acids. The record is from RefSeq and is a predicted model, not a curated record. NCBI's taxonomy places the organism in Eukaryota, Fungi, Basidiomycota, Agaricomycetes, Boletales, Coniophoraceae. The transcript has 3 exons.